AUGGAUGUUGACGGUAGCUGCACCAAUGUGGCUCUCGAAGCCGCUGCCGUCGGUUCCGUCUUCAGUGGUCCCUUCUUCCACAUCAAUGCUUCUAAGGGUGUCCAUCCUCCAGUGCGCCGUUCUUUCGGUUUCCUAGCCACCUUGGCCGAUCGGUGGCAGGCCCAUUGA
This is a messenger RNA of Penicillium arizonense, 168 nucleotides long. RefSeq lists its product as uncharacterized. Lineage: Eukaryota; Fungi; Ascomycota; Eurotiomycetes; Eurotiales; Aspergillaceae. Bases 1 to 168 code for a protein of 55 amino acids. The record is from RefSeq and is a predicted model, not a curated record. The transcript has 2 exons.